This is a messenger RNA of Triticum turgidum subsp. durum (durum wheat), 1347 nucleotides long. Lineage: Eukaryota; Viridiplantae; Streptophyta; Magnoliopsida; Poales; Poaceae. The record is from the annotation of a GenBank genome assembly.
AUGGCGCCGACUGCCCAGGUACCACCUCCCUCACCAACCCCCGCUAUUGCGGCGCAUGAGCGGCUUGGAGGCUGCGCGUGCGCGUGCAAGGCGGCGGUGAGGUGCCACCCGGCGCUGUCGUCGGAGGGGAAGGCGUCCAUCAGGGGAGUCGUCGGCGAGCUGCUCGCGGCAGCCGGCAAGGACAAGGGCCUCGUCUCCCUCGGCGUUGGCGACGCCUCCGCGCACGCCUGCUUCCGCCGGGGUGGGGAGUUCGCCGCCGACGCCGUCGCCUGCGCCGCCAGGUCCGGGGACUUUGACUGCUACGCGCCUUCCUACGGCUUCCCCGCCGCACGCCGCGCGGUUGCCGACCACCUGUCUCUGUCUGCCGGCACACACCACCGCAUCCGGGAGUCUGACGUGUUCAUGACGGUCGGAGGUACAGGCGCGAUCACUGCCAUCACCAUGGUGCUCGGUGGGUCUCCCGGGGCUAACAUCCUGCUGCCUCGACCGGGCUUUACCCCCUAUGAGGCAGCCUGCGAGCUUGUCGGUGCCGAGCCUCGGUUCUACGACCUCCUGCCCCGGCAAGGCUGGGAGGCCGACCUUGCAGGAGUACGUGCCAUGGCUGAUGGCGCCACGGCAGCCAUAGUUGUCAUCAAUCCAAACAAUCCUUGUGGCGCUGUCUACUCUACGCAGCAUCUUCUCCAGAUUUCUGAAACUGCAAAAGAGUUGGGGGUUCCAGUAAUAGCGGAUGAGGUAUAUGCACAUAUGGUCUUUGGUGCCAGCAAGUUUGUGCCCAUGGCCUCAUAUGCACACAUCGCACCAGUUAUCACUAUUGGAGCCAUCUCAAAGAGAUUCAUGCUACCAGGAUGGCGUCUCGGUUGGUUGGCAUUCUGUGAUCCUAAUGGUGCAAUCAAGCAUGUCAGAACUGCAACUGAGAUGCUACUGAACGUGACUUCAGGACCAGCCUCGAUCAUUCAGGCAGCAGUUCCCAAGAUUCUUUUGGAUGAACAUGACGAGUUCCACCAGAAUGUUGUGAACUUGCUAGAGUCUGCUGCUGAUGCUCUCUACAGAAGAGUGAACCAGAUUGAAGCUCUGCAAUGCUACUCAAAGCCUCACGGUUCAAUGUUCAUGAUGGUUGAAAUCAACACUUCACUUCUGUUCGGCGUUGCAGAUGACAUGGACUUUUCUCACGAAUUGAUCAAAGAAGAAUCAGUUCUUAUUUUACCUGGUUCUGUCCUUGGGUUGAAGAACUGGGUUAGGAUAUUCUUUGGGGCACCUGUUCAUCUAAUACUGGAAGCCUGCGAUAGGAUUGAGUCAUUCUGCCAGAGAAGGGCAGGUCAAGCAAAACUAUUGAAAAAAACGUUCUGA